AAAUCACAUCCCCACGUGAGAUUCCGUUGAAAGAAUAUUUUUUUAUUUUUUAUUUUUAAUUUUUUUUGUAAGGAAAGGGGGGUGAGCUUACAGUAUAUUCCGGCGGGAGCACGCUAUAUGCUUCGCUAUAAACAGAGAUCAUGUUCCUUUGCAACCUCCCGUUGUAGGAAGUGAGAAAUGAGCACGGCCGGGAAUCCGAAGAAGAGGCCACGGUCAGGAAGCAGCACCCGCCUCUCUUCCCUCCUUUCCGACCCCAACAGCAAGCCCCCCUCCAAAUCCGACGACGCCUCCUUGCCGGAAAAUAAAUUCCGGCAGCUAUUACAGGCGGAAUCCGGGGGCUUCAACGACGCUCUAACCGCAGAUGUCAUCCUCCAUCUCCUACCUGAAAACCCUAAUUUCGAUGUGGACAAUGAGAACAGCGAAUUCGUCGAUGACCAACAAGGCCUGGAGCUUUAUCUUCACUCGUCUUUUAUGCAUCGAUCGAAGUAUUUCUCUGCUUUAUUGUCGGAUCGAUGGAGAGAGAGUUCCUCGGUGAAAUCCGGCAGGUUUUUGAAGCUCACUCGGAGAAUCCCUUUGAAAUCCCUGGAAGAUUAUGUGAUGGUGUUGCGGUUGAUGUAUUUGAGCGAUUUCUAUGGAGUCAUCAGGGAUGCAUCAAUUGCCCUCUCCUUGCUCCCUAUUGCCCUUGAGUUCCUCUUCGAUGACUGUGUUAGGGCUUGCGUAAAGUUCCUCGAAGCGGUGCCAUGGACUGAAGAGGAAGAAGCCAGGGUUUUAAGCCUAGCCCCCCUCCUACGACAUGAAGAAUCUGUGGAGCUCCUCACUAGGGUUUCUCCCGAGAAGGUUGAUGCUUCUGAGGAGAUGCUUCAUGGCCUUAUCCUCGCAGCCAUCCAUAGCCACCCUAAUGUUGCUACUGUGAAGGCCUUUGUCGCGAAGCUUUUGAGGGAUCACUCGUCAAGAGAAUCGGUGAGGAGGGUCCUCGACUGUGCUUUCGAUACGAGCUUGAAGACAGUGAAGGAGUCACUGGAGGAGUAUUCAAGUCCUAAUUUGAGGGGUGAUCAUGAAGAGAUCGAGGCGCUGCAGAGGCUCAAUUUACAUAGUGCAGUUGUUAAUGGCAGGCAUUUGCUUUGGCUUGUAGAGAGGAUGACUGAGUUCAGGGUGGCGGAUAGCGCUGUGAAGGAGUGGAGCAAUUUGUCGAAUUUUGCAGCAGAUUUGCAGAGGGCAUUCACAGACGACGCUUGGAGGAAUAUUGCACCGGGACUACCUGCACUCAUUCUGAGGUGCACUUGGCGCCUAGGCAAUGCAGUGGCGGCAGGAUCAAUAUUGGUUGAUCGGCAGAAGAGAUGCAGGUGAGGAUGAAGCUCGUCAAAGACUGGCUUCCAGUGCUCAUAGUUUGCAAGGACAAUGCGACCCCAAUACCAUCAGGCCAGAAAUCGCUUUACCUAGAGCUCGAGGAGACCUUCCUAAGAAUCAUCUCGACUCUCCCCAUGUCCCAUGCGCAAGAAUUGCUGCAACAGUGCCUCACCUUCUCGACUCGCAACGUUGAAGAGUGUCCCCACCUUGUUUCCGCCUUUGACACAUGGUUCCGCCGUGCAGCCCGUGCACCUCCUUCUGAUGCCGGGGUGUGAUGUUUGGUGUUGUUCGACAGUAACUGAUUGCUGAUGUAUAUAGUGUUUGGUUGUGUUUUUGAGGUUUUAGUUAGAGAAAAGGAAAGCGGCCUUGUAUGACACAUGAGAGCCAGCUUAGCAAUUUGUAAAAAGUUCUCUGACCUUCUUGUAUCAUAAACGUUCAUCUUUUAUUUAACAGUUUGUGAUUGGAACAACCUGGGUCUUUUGUGUUGGGGAAAAAACGUUUUGUAUUAAUAAAAGGUAUAUCUUGUAAUAU
Messenger RNA from Amborella trichopoda, 1878 nucleotides. Its product is annotated as BTB/POZ domain-containing protein At1g63850. Lineage: Eukaryota; Viridiplantae; Streptophyta; Magnoliopsida; Amborellales; Amborellaceae. The record is from RefSeq and is a predicted model, not a curated record.